Molecule: messenger RNA, 6288 nt
Organism: Notolabrus celidotus (New Zealand spotty)
Lineage: Eukaryota; Metazoa; Chordata; Actinopteri; Labriformes; Labridae
Exons: 2
Coding region: 14-5908 (1964 amino acids)
Biological process (GO): DNA integration
Molecular function (GO): nucleic acid binding; zinc ion binding
Source: RefSeq, a predicted model, not a curated record
CCUCGCUCUCAAAAUGGAAACAUCUAAUGACAUAUCUCUAGACAUUAGAGAACCAGACCAGACAACGGAUGCCUUACAGGCCAGCGAAGAAGAGGAACUUCGCCGCUCUGGUCGCUUACGGAUUCCCACGGAAAAGAUGCUGGAAUUUCAGAGAGAGGAGGCUCACAGAAAGGAAAAAAGGCUUAUUCAACUUUAUGAACAAUGGAAGACCCAGGCGCGAGAGGCAAGAAAGCAGCUAAAGCUGGACAUACCUGAGAGCCAAAUUGCAUCUCUUAUAGACACUCUGGAAAAAGGUAAAGAAGAUGUUACUAACAUUUAUGUGGACAUUAGAGAUCACAUCACUCCAUCCAGUGAGACAAGACGCCGUAUUGAUGCAUGUGAGGCAGUCACAAAGGACAUUGUUAAAAUUGCCUAUGAAAGGAUAGCAGGUGUAGAUGGAGAGUAUGACAGUAAAACAGUUAAACAUCAGCUUCGUGAGCUGCUUAAAAAGGAAUAUGCUAGUUCAAUCUAUGGCUCCACUGUCACUCCUCUAAGUCAACACUCAAGUAACACUUCAAGUCAUCCCUCUGCAAGCUCCAUUGUAGCAGCUAAAAGAGCAGACGCUGCAGCAGAGUUAGCAGCAAAGGAAGCAGAGUACGAGAUGGUAUUGGAGGAGGAAAGGCAAAGAGAAAAGAUUCAGCUCCUGGAGGAACAGCAGAGGAAAGAUCUAGAAGCUCAGAAACGAGAGCUUGAGAGACUUAAGGCAGAGAAGGACGUUAAAGCUGCACGAGCUAGGUUGGUUAGCUACAACCAGGAAAUAAAGCAAGAGGAAAGUGUCUACUCCGCUGAUUGCAACUCUAGGAGACGCCAGCAUGUAUCACCACCGCAACCUGUGUCUUCAGCUCCCUUUCAGCAGUCCACCUAUGUUCCACCCCCUGCAUCACAACCAAGAACAGACGUGUCGUAUCUCGCUCAGACAGUCCAAGAUGCUAUAUCACUGAACAGGCUCCCAAUGCCAGAGCCACCUGUGUUUACUGGUGAUCCAAUCCAGUUCAUUGAAUGGCGGGCUUCAUUCAUAGCACUUAUAGACAGGAAGAACAUUUCUUCUGCAGAUAAACUGCACUACUUAAGAAGGUAUGUAGGAGGUCCAGCUCGAAAGACACUUGAUGGCAUCUUCUAUCGCAGUGACGAGGAGGCCUAUAAAGAUGCAUGGAAUCGCCUGAACCACAGGUAUGGUCAGCCCUUUGUCAUACAAAGAGCAUUCAGAGAAAGAUUGGCAAAAUGGCCAAAGGUUCAGCCUAAGGAUGCUGAAGGAUUUAGGAUGUUUGCUGAUUUCCUUCAUGCAUGUCAAGAAGCAAUCCCUCAUGUGAAAGGUCUUAACAUUUUGAAUGACUGUGAAGAAAAUCAAAAACUGGUACAAAGGUUACCUGACUGGGCAGCAUCUCGAUGGAACCGCCAAGUCACUCAAGCUAUCAAAGAUAAGCAAGAGUAUCCAAGCUUUCAGGAUUUUGUUGCCUUCAUGUCAAUGGAAGCAGAGAUCACUUGUAAUCCUGUCACCUCCUAUAACGCUCUUCACACAACAGAGCUGCAUACGGAGAAACGCUACUUUAAAGAGAAGAAAACUAAUUCCAGUGUUCUACACACAGAGACUGUUAAUGAGACAGAAAGACAAGAGAAGUCAAAGACAGGUUUAAAGCCACCAUGUAUGUUUUGUCAAGACAUAAAACAUCGCCUACAUUUUUGUCCUCAGUUUAAAGAGAAAACUCUGAAUGAAAGAAGAAACUACGUAAAGGAAAAGAAACUUUGCUUUGCUUGUUUGAAACCAGGUCAUAGUGCAAGGGACUGCCGUCACAGACAUGCAUGUGACACCUGUAAAGGACGACAUCCAACCUGUCUCCAUGAUGACAGCUAUAAACCGAAACAAGCUGUGAUCUCACAUCAGAACCCCACAGAUGAAACAGCAACCACUUUGUCUCUCAGUAAUGAAACUGAGGAGUCAUCCAACAAUACCUCAAUGAUCGUGCCAGUGUGGGUUUCUUCUGACAACAAUCCAGGUAUGGAAAAGCUUGUUUACGCCCUACUAGACACACAAAGUGAUACAAUCUUUAUCGACAAAGAAGUUAGCUGUAGCUUGCAAACCAAGGCACAUCCUGUAAGGCUGAAGCUAACUACCAUGAUCGGAAAGGAUGAAUUACUGCACAGUGAAAGGGUCUCAGGUCUCAGAGUGCGUGGUUAUGACUCAACGGUCCUCAUUCAUCUCCCUCCGGCCUACACCAAGGACUGUAUUCCAGUGAAUCGAACACACAUUCCUACCUGUGAAACGGCAAGGCAGUGGAGUCAUCUGAAAACAAUCGUAGAUGAAAUUCCACCACAGCUAGAGUGUGAAGUUGGUCUGCUAAUAGGAUACAACUGCUCAAGGGCAAUGGCACCACGGCAAGUAAUCUUGGGAGGAGAUAAUGAACCUUACGCAGUUCGCACAGACCUAGGAUGGAGUAUUGUAGGUUGUUUACCACCUCAUCUUGACACACCAAGCACAACCAAUAUGUGCCACAGAGUUGCAGUCAGAGAGCUUCCACCAGUGACUCCAUCAGAUGCUCUCAAGGUUCUUGAGUAUGACUUCAAAGACAGCAGUAAAGACACUAAGACUGUCUCUCAAGAUGACAUCUUCUUCUUGAACAGUCUAAAGGAAAGUAUUCAGAAGAACACAACUGGCCAUUAUGAAAUGCCACUCCCCUUUAAAGAAAGACCCUGUCUCCCUGACAAUAAGCAACAAGCAGUUGUCCGACUCAGUCACCUUAAAAGAAAACUGCUUAAGGAUGAGAACUACAAGGCACAGUACGUGAAGUUCAUGAGUGAGGUCAUUGAAAGGGGAGAGGCAGAAGAAGUUCAUGAUAAAGGGAAGGAAGGAGAAAAAUGGUAUAUUCCUCACCACGGCGUACACCACUCCAAAAAGCCAGGAAAGCUUCGUGUUGUGUUUGACUGUUCUGCUAAGCACAGGGGAACAAGCCUUAACGACCAUCUGCUGUCAGGUCCGGAUCUGAUAAACAAUCUUGCAGGUGUACUCAUCAGAUUCAGGCAACACAAUAUUGCAUUGAUGUGUGAUAUUGAAAAAAUGUUCCAUCAGUUCUACGUGAAAGAAGCUGACAGAGACUACUUGCGGUUUCUCUGGUGGAAAAAUGGAGACCUGAGUGCAGAGCCAAAGGAGUACCGCAUGAAAGUUCAUCUCUUCGGUGCCGCAUCGUCACCUGGAUGCGCCAAUUAUGGACUGAAACAUCUAGCUAAGGAGAAAGAGAACCUGUUUCCCCUCGCCUCACAGUUUGUUAUGAGGAACUUCUAUGUCGACGACGGUGUCACAAGUAUUGCUAACGAAGAAGAAGCUAUUCAGCUUGCAAGAGAAGCUCAAGAACUCUGCACUACUGGCGGUUUGAGACUGCACAAGUUCAUAACGAACAACAAAUCAGUGCUACAAAGUAUCCCCCCAUCUGAGCGUGCCAUCGAAGUAGAGGCUCUUGACCUUACCUUCAAAGACUCCAUUGUGGAGAGAGCCUUGGGGAUCCACUGGCACAUUGAAUCUGACACUUUCAGAUUUCAAAUCUGUCUGAACGACCAGCCAGCAACACGUCGAGGCAUUCUUUCCACAGUAGCCUCCAUUUUCGAUCCGCUGGGCCUAAUUGCUCCAGUACUGCUUGCAGGGAAAAGAGUGCUUCAGGAAAUGUGUCGACAUGGCACAGGAUGGGAUGACCCUCUGCUUGGCGAACUACAACCAGUUUGGGAACGCUGGAAGGUCGAUCUUGCAAACUUAGAGAAAAUCAACAUACCUCGUUGUUAUGUACCAGCUGACUUUGGACAAGUUCUGAGAAUAGAGCUACAUCAUUUCUCAGAUGCAAGCACAUACGGAUAUGGCCAGUGUUCAUAUUUGAGACACAUUAGUGAAGAUGGAAGAGUUCACUGUGCUCUGGUAAUCGCAAAGUCAAGAGUAGCUCCUAUCAAGGUCACAACAAUCCCACGGUUAGAGUUGACGGCUGCAGUGGUUUCGGUUGCAGCAAGCAACACACUGAAGGAGGAGCUCGGCCUUGAAGACACUGAUGAAUACUUCUGGACUGACUCAAAGGUGGUCCUGGGGUAUAUCAACAACGAGGCACGUCGCUUCCACACGUUUGUGUCGAACAGAAUACAAAGGAUACACCUGAGCACAACUCCUCAGCAGUGGAGAUAUGUUCCGACAGACAAAAACCCUGCAGACCUUGCUUCAAGAGGUUCCAAUGCAAGUGAACUUUGCUCAUCAAGUUGGUUUAAAGGACCUCAGUUCUUAUGGGAGAAGGACUUACCUCCAGCUGCAGAUGUCUUCACAGAAACACCGGUGGGAGACCCUGAAGUGAAAAAGGUGCAGAUACUGAAUACUCAAACCAAAGAGCAAGUGAUUCUAACAGACCGCUUGUCAAAGUUCUCUUCAUGGUACAAAGUCACACAAGCUGUUGCACGUCUUCUCAGAUGUGCCAAGGGUGACAAGUCAACAGGCCACAGCACGGUGCAAGAGCGAGAAGAUGCUAAGUGCAUCAUCAUAAGGGACUUACAAAGGCAAGCUUAUCCAGAAGAGGUCAAGUUGCUCAGCAAGGGAACACGUCUUCCAUCACAAAGUAAGCUUUACCACAUGGACACCUUUCUUGAUCAAGAUGGAAUCCUCAAGGUGGGAGGAAGACUGAAAAACUCAACACUUCCUACCUCACAGAAACAUCCACUGAUAAUUCCAAAAGAUCAUCACAUUACCAAACUGAUAAUAGCCCAUUAUCAUGAAAAAGUCCAACACCAAGGAAAGGGUCUGACUAUCAAUGAGGUACGAUCAAAUGGAUUCUGGAUUCCAGGAAUCAACAGAACUGUUGCUGCAUAUCUGAGUCAAUGUGUGACAUGUCGUAAACUCAGAAGAUUUGUGGAAGAGCAACGAAUGGCAGAUCUACCAUCAGACCGGGUCAAUCCAUCUCCGCCAUUCACUUAUUGCGGAAUGGACUGCUUCGGCCCAUUUCACACUAAACAAGGACGCAAAGUGUACAAACGAUAUGGACUGCUUUUCACCUGCCUUUGCUGUCGAGCCGUCCACAUUGAAAUGUUAGAUGACAUGUCAACAGAUGCCUUCAUCAACGGCCUUCGAUGUUUCAUAGCCUUGAGAGGAGCAGUUCGUCAAAUACGCUGUGACCAAGGGACAAACUUUGUUGGAGCUAAAAAUGAACUGAGUGCAGCACUAAAGCAAAUGGAUGGCAACCGCUUGACCACAUUUCUUGCUGAGAAGCAGUGUGACUUUGUUAUGAAUGCUCCACAUUCAAGCCAUGCAGGAGGCGUCUGGGAGAGACAAAUCCGAACGGUCAGGAAUGUUCUUCGCUCCACACUUUCACUCUCAACAGGCAGACUGGACAAUGCCUCUCUGCGGACAUUCUUCUAUGAGGCUAUGGCUAUUGUGAAUAGUCGUCCACUCACAGUCGACAACCUGAGUGAUCCAGAUAGUCCUGAGCCACUAACACCCAAUCACCUGCUUACCAUGAAACCUGUGGUCGCUCUACCUCCAUCAGGCAGAUUCAUCAGAGAAGACAUGUAUGCAAGGAAGAGGUGGCGUCACGUUCAAUACCUUGCAGAGCAAUUUUGGGGUCGUUGGAAAAGAGAAUAUCUUUCAAAUAUUACCACCAGACAGCGCUGGCAUUCACCGAGAAGAAACCUGGAAGUUGGCGACAUAGUCAUGGAUAAAACAGAAGAUCUUCCAAGGAAUGAGUGGAGAUUGGCUAAAGUUUUAGAGACAAUGACUGAUGCUGAUGGACUUGUGAGAAGAGUAAAGAUUCGUCUUGGAGACCAGAAGAUGGGACGGGAGGGUCAGCGUUCUGGCAAACCAUCUGUCGUUGAACGCCCUGUUCAAAAGCUGGUCCUGCUCCUAGAGACUGUUUAACAGCCAUCUUGAAUCCCUUACAGUGUAAUGAUCAUUUGAGUAAAUCAUUCGUGUUUAUACAUCCCAUAUUGUUCUUUGAAACACUCAUAAUUUGGUGGGAGUGUAAGUAACUCAAAUUCAUUGUCUGUCAUGUUAACUUUAUUUUGAAGGUAUCUUUCCGAUUUUUUUGUUUCCUUUAAAGAUCAAUGCUUUUAUUUUUGAAAGUUACAAACCGGAAGUUGAAAGGUUCGAAGGCACGUGAAGGCUGAAUGAAUGAACGUCUUUAUUUUAUUACAAGUAAAUGAAGCACCUGGUUGAAGGAGGCAUAAGCUCUUACGGUGUGUUCACUAUGUUCAUGGAUGUGGAAGGAAAAAUUCUAAAUAAAACUAUGUGAACCAUCA